Lagopus leucura (white-tailed ptarmigan) is the source of this 495-nucleotide messenger RNA. Its product is annotated as maestro heat-like repeat-containing protein family member 1. Bases 187 to 429 code for a protein of 80 amino acids. Gene Ontology annotation, cellular component: cytoplasm. The transcript has 2 exons. The record is from RefSeq and is a predicted model, not a curated record. NCBI's taxonomy places the organism in Eukaryota, Metazoa, Chordata, Aves, Galliformes, Phasianidae.
UGUGGCUAUGGUGGUCCCAGCGCCCUAUAGCUAUGGGGCUCUGAUUCUUUGCGGCAAUGGGGGUCGUGGUGCCCCACAGCCAUGGGGUCUCCUGUCAGGAUGGAGGCCCAGCCGCUCCCCACAGAGCCCGGUGUGGGGAGGGACAUGGGGCAAAGUGUCCCCAGUGCCGGGAGGUGACAAUCUGUGAUGGUGUCACCACGGUUCUGUGCUCAGGACCUGACCCUGAAGCUGUGCCUCAUCCGGAGCAUCGCCAUGAUCAGCCGGGCCGUCCGUGGCAGCACCAAAUGCACUGACUUUGUUUUGGGUCGCAAAGCCGAACUCGUGGCGCAGAUGGUGGAGUUCAUCAAAGCAGAACCGCUGGACUCGAUGCGGACACCGGUGCGGCAGUGGGCGAUGGUCACCUGCACUCACCUGGUGUAUCCUCUGUAGAGCCAAGGGAUACGUGGGUUGGAAGGGUCCUGGAAGGUCAUAGAGGCAUGGGAUGGUUGGGUUGGG